AUGGGUCUCGGAACGUCUCGAAGUCGCGAUACGGUAGACGAGUUCGAUACGCUCACAAUUUGGGGAGGCGACAUCGACGAGGCGAUUUGUGGACGCGGCAAAAUUUGCUCGGAUGAGUGGACGCCGAUUAGCUCGACGGCGGGCACACCGCGCCGAAUGUCGGCGAUCACCGUGCAACCGCUUCCCGUCGCCAACAAUCCGCCGAGGAUGCUCGAGGAACCGUUGAACAUUCUCACCAUUGAGCACGCGCCUGUUGAGGUGAGAGAGUGGCGAAGUGAGGAGGGUGUAGAGAAAAAGAGGCGAAAAAUGAGGAAGGUUGAUCAUCGGCGAAGCGCUUCGAAAAAAGUUGUACCACCGUUAAGGAUUCGAAGAAUCACUGUCUACCCGGCCAUACCGCCACCGACUAAAGGAUUCGUGAUGUUCCGGAGAACGAUGGUCCCGAAGGAAAAGGGACCACGACGACUUCGUGCGGUUCCUCCGCGCCAUCUCAAAGGGCUCAAUGUGACACCGCCACGUCCGUUUCGCUACAAGCGCACUGUUUUGAGAAUUCUUUAA
Messenger RNA from Caenorhabditis bovis, 555 nucleotides. The record is from the annotation of a GenBank genome assembly. NCBI's taxonomy places the organism in Eukaryota, Metazoa, Nematoda, Chromadorea, Rhabditida, Rhabditidae.